This is a messenger RNA of Pomacea canaliculata, 1807 nucleotides long. RefSeq names its product multiple epidermal growth factor-like domains protein 11. Bases 55 to 1566 code for a protein of 503 amino acids. NCBI's taxonomy places the organism in Eukaryota, Metazoa, Mollusca, Gastropoda, Architaenioglossa, Ampullariidae. The record is from RefSeq and is a predicted model, not a curated record. Gene Ontology annotation, molecular function: scavenger receptor activity. The transcript has 11 exons.
AAUCUCCACACACACGUGAGCAACGCGGAUGUAAGUAGAAGCCGUCACUGAGUAAUGGCGGCCCGUGUCAGGCCAGAGAUUGUCAAGCUGUGUGUGUUUUCACAAAUACUGAUUUUCUGUGCCAGCCAGAACACACACAUGCAAAACUUUGUACUCACAAAAGCGUGUGAUAUAAGCUCUCGGUACGCAUCCGGUGCCCAAAUAUCAGGGAAUUGCUCCGCAGCUAUUGACGGAAACACAGAUACUAAUUUCAACAUCAGUCCUCCGAACUGUAUACACACCGUAGAAGGUGACACCUCGCCUUUCUGGUCGGUGGAUCUGGGACAGAAGAUCGCCAUCAACACCAUCUCCAUCUAUGGACGUGCCAGCUUUCUUAUGAGAAUGAUCUGCGUUAAUGUCUCCGUUGAUGGCAACAUCAUCAAAAGAUUCACCGAUGUCAACGGGUGGAACAACGAUAAAUAUGACAUCACAGUGGGUCGUGUAGGGCGAGUGGUCAACAUCACCAGAGACUGUGACCACGAGGGGCCCACGAUAAACAUGUGUGAGGUACAGGUAUGGGUGUGUGACGACGGUUGGUAUGGAGACACGUGCACUCAAGCCUGCGGUCAGUGUGCCGGUGGGUCUGUCUGUGACAAGGUGAACGGCGGUUGUGUGUCCUGCCAGACAGGCUUCCAGCCACCGCUCUGUGCAGAGUGUGUAGACGGUAGGUAUGGAGGCAGCUGCACACAGACUUGUGGUAACUGUCCCGGUGGUUCUGUCUGCGACAAGGUGACUGGCAUCUGUGCCUCCUGUCAAACAGGUUUCAAGCCACCUCUCUGUAAAGAAUGUGCCGAUGGUUGGUAUGGAGCCAACUGCUCACAGACAUGUGGUAGUUGUGUUGGUAACUCCGUCUGUGACAAGACAACAGGAGUCUGUUCCUCUUGUAAAACAAGAUUCAACCCACCACUCUGCCAAGAAUGUGUUCCUGGAUGGUAUGGAAAGAAUUGUAAUGAAACGUGUGGUCACUGUCUGGGAGGUAACUCUACCUGUGACAAAACCACUGGGAGUUGUCCUUCAUGUGACGGGGUAUUCCAACCACCUCUGUGUAAAGAGGCAUGUGCCGACGGUUGGUAUGGAAACUCGUGUACACAAGCCUGUGGUCACUGUGUUGGCGGGUCUGUCUGUGACAAGGGGAAUGGGAACUGCACGUCCUGUGAGACUGGCUUCCAGUUACCCCGGUGUGAUGCGAUGAUAUCAUCUACCGAGGACAAAGACACUGUCAGUCUGGCAGGUCCAGUGGCCGGUGCUGCUGUUGGCUGCAGUGUCGCAUUUUUUAUUAUCGGUAUCGUCACUGGUUUGUGUCUGAGAAGAAUUCGGUCUCAGCAACCUUCAUCAGCACUUCGUUCACCUAAUGAUAUCUCAAUGACCCGUGAAAUCAGUACUUCCAUGCCCAUUCCUCGUCCUGAGGAAAAGCUGGAAAACUCAUCAGACUACAGCAACAUCAACCUCUAUGACUCACUCAAAGACCGUGAUGACAACAACACAUCCUCCUACGCCAAUCUUACUCUCCCACCGACACAGGCAUGACUGAACACAAAAUAAAAAGUGAACAAUUUCAACAUCAUUGCAACUCUCUUGACUAGCUUUAAAGCAUUAUCACUAUGCUCAUUACCUACUGGAUCGUUUUUCACUUUACAGACAUUUAUCAGUAGAGCGAAAAACUUCUGAGUUAUCUAUGUUACUGUAUGUUUUGCUCCAGCGCAGUCGUGCGCGUGUGUAUAAAUAUAAAUCUAAUCAGGUCUUCGUUUGUAUAAAACUUCCAGUGACA